Molecule: messenger RNA, 1730 nt
Organism: Solanum verrucosum
Lineage: Eukaryota; Viridiplantae; Streptophyta; Magnoliopsida; Solanales; Solanaceae
Product: BTB/POZ domain-containing protein At3g49900
Exons: 4
Coding region: 209-1705 (498 amino acids)
Molecular function (GO): protein binding
Source: RefSeq, a predicted model, not a curated record
GAAAAAAGCAUUUAUUACCUUACCUGCAAAUAAUUAAUGCCUCUCAACUACAUUAUUACCAGCGGGGAAAUAAUUCUCUUUUUCACCUCCUCUAUUUCCUUGAUUUCUCCAUUAGUACUCAGCCCCUAAAAUCAUAAAACAAAAAACGUAACGUUUUCAGCGGAAGCAGUAGAACUGGGCUGCAAGGUGAAAAUUAAAGGGGUUGGCCAUGGAAGCCAUCAGAAAUUGGGCAGAUUUAGGGAUUGUUGAUACUAUUUAUGAAGACGAUGCUGAAGAUUCCUCUACUACUUCUCUUUCGAUCUCUCCAGGAAUCUCUCCAUCUCCUUCACCUCCCCGCUCUAGGGUCGUCUCCUGGUCCAAAGUUACUGGAAAUGAGACUGAUGUAGUCAUACAUGUUGAGAGCUCACGUUUUCGCUUACACAAGGAUCCGUUGGCAGCAAGGAGUGGAUUUCUAAAAAGAAAGCUGAAGGGUCUGUCCGAAUUAACCCUCUCUCCGCCGUUAAAGAUAACGGCCGAAACAUUCUCUUUGAUCGCAGAGUUUUGUUAUGACUCGCACAUCGUCGUUACGCCGUUUAACGUCGCCGCUCUUCAUACGGCGGCGGAAUUGCUAGAGAUGGCGGAGGCUAAUAACAUUGCGGGUGGCGAAAACUUGGCUCAGAAAACGGAAGCAUAUUUCCGCCGUGUAAUUGCCGUUAAUCGUGAAUAUGCAUCGAUCGUGCUGCGUUCUUGUGUUUCUCUGCUCCCGGAGUGUGAAACGACAUCGUCACUGUUGAGUAGAUGUAUUGAAGCGUUAAGUUUGGUAGACAACGGUGACAGCAUUAUGAAGUGCCUCAGCGAAGUUAAAGAGUUGCGGCCUGUGGAAUUUCAGUUAAUCGUGAUGUCCAUGAAUCGGUGGUUGAGUGGAAGCCAUGAUCAGCUCUAUAGAGUUGUUGACCUUUAUCUUAAGGAAUACAAGGGGAAGAUAACAGAUGAAGAAAAAAUCAUAAUGUGCAAUUACAUCGACUGUAGCAUCCUUUCGCCACAACUUCUCAUGCAUGCGGUCCAAAACGCCAGAAUGCCAUUAAGGUUUGUGGUCCAAGCCAUGUUCAUUGAGCAAUUGAGCACCCGCCGCUCUAUCCUAACGUCCACUGCUGCUGACAACCACGAUCAUCACAUUGAUCUUCUCCGAAGCAAAAACGAUGUCAGUUUGGGUGCAAUUCUCGAGCGAGACGCAGCACUUCGUCAAGUGUCACAGCUUAAGGCAGCUAUGAACGCCACAAGCUCACGAAUCCAGAGUUUAGAGCAAGAGUUGAGUGGCAUGAAGAAACUUCUUAACGAAUCAGAUCAAAACGUGAAGAAUAAUUUGUCCCAUAACUCUGCUCGCUCUGCUAGUUUUCGAUUGAGUUCCGAGAAUAAGAUCGAUAGAGGACAAAUUGGAUCAGUUUCAUCAGCAAGCUUCCGGAUACUUACCGCUAGAGAUAGAGCGGUUAUGGGAUCGUCUAAUUCAUCAGAAGUAUCUUACGAGGAAAAUACGAAAGUGGAAAAGAUAAAUUUUAGUAGAAGGUUUAUGAAUGGAUUGAAGAGCGCAUUCCGAGUAUCAAAGAAGAAAACAGAGACAAAGGUGGAAAAUGUAAAAGAGGCCGAAGAUGGUAAACAACAACAUGGGGAAGUUGUGGUGAUAAAGAAGGAUGUGCCUUUUCGCAGGCAGCCUCGUUCUCUAGAUUAAAAAAAUAAAGUCCUUCGUUUGCACA